Sclerotinia sclerotiorum 1980 UF-70 is the source of this 204-nucleotide messenger RNA. RefSeq lists its product with no specific name. The record is from RefSeq and is a predicted model, not a curated record. The transcript has a single exon. NCBI's taxonomy places the organism in Eukaryota, Fungi, Ascomycota, Leotiomycetes, Helotiales, Sclerotiniaceae. Bases 1 to 204 code for a protein of 67 amino acids.
AUGCCAUGGUUCUGCCCAAUGUUAGAAUUUUCCCCUCUCUUUACAAAAUGUGAUCAAGGAGAUGACGUCCUCUUAAUCUUUGCGAUUAGAUGUAAAGGUGUCUUCGUUCUCACUUGUGCGAUAUUAUCGAUCUCUUCAUACAAGCCGAAUAUACAUCUUCUUGAUUAUUUCAUCGAUCCUUGUUAUGCUAUCCCUACCAUUUAA